Messenger RNA from Cuscuta epithymum, 2118 nucleotides. The record is from the annotation of a GenBank genome assembly. NCBI's taxonomy places the organism in Eukaryota, Viridiplantae, Streptophyta, Magnoliopsida, Solanales, Convolvulaceae.
UUUUGAAGCUGUUGCAAAAGACUUGUUUUGUUGUAGUGCACGUAGCUCAGUUAUAUGUCGGGCCGUAUGGACGGGUGCGGGCGCCGAAGCCGACGGAUCACGUGUUGAGCCCCCCUUUGGGUUAUUUUGGGAUAUAUCCGAUGAGCUUUGCGAAGGGUUUGCGGUUCCCUCUCCAUCCUUUUAUUAAGGAAUAUCUUGACAUGGUGAGUCUUCCUCCGGCCUUGCUGACGCCCAACAGCUACUCGCUUAUCGUCGGCUUUCUUAUCCGUUGCGGUGAGUUGGGGUUCUCGCCGACAACUGCGCUUUUCACCAAUCUGUACCGGAUAGGCCGAGGGAGUCAUCAGAAUUGUGCCGGCUAUGCCGCCUUACAGCAGGUCCCCAAGAGGAGGACGUUCACAGACCUUCCUUCAUCAAUCCACGGUUGGAAGGCAAAGUUUGUCUUUGUUAACCUUGGCCGAGGCGGUUACUUCCCGUCUGCGGGUCACAACGGCUUGUUUGAGUUGCAUAAUCCUCCGUGGGAUGCCGAGAUCAGUAGGCAGGUGGAGGCUUUCAUCAAGGGCGGUCCGAGGAGCGUAACCACUUACAUUACUGAGUAUAGGAUGGCCGCCCUCGGCUUCGUAAGAUAUUACUGCCCCGGUGAUAUGGACGAUGACCUCUGGCCGAAGAUGGAGGGGUCUUAUGAGCAAGCCGACGGUCCCUCACUCGGUGUCCCUGCCGAAGCCGAAGGCUUUGCCAUGGAUCGUAUGUCUUUUAUGGCCAGGGCCGCCAAGAAGGCCGAUGCGGAGCUAAAGGCCGCUCAGGCCGCUGAGAAAGCCAAGGCAUCCACUGGUGGUUCUCAAGGGGGUGCUGAGGCCGUCAAGAAGCCUGCUCCGAAGAAAAAGAGAGGAGCCGAUGAAGGCCAGAGAACUCUGGCCGAGGCGGGUCUGAAACCACAUGCCUCAAAGAAGACGAAGAGGGUUCCCUUAAGUGACGAGGCCGGCGCUCCCUCCUCUCAGGCCGCUGAGGAUGCUCAGCCGACCGUUGUCCCUCCUCUGCAUGAACCACCGUCAUCGGCUUUGGUGGCUUCGGCUUCCCGAGUGGCUCCUUCCACCGCCGCUGCUGCCCGUUUGGAGGAGGCCCUUGCCAAAGGGACGUACGAGGUGACGGUGCGUUACCCGGUGAAGGGCGGUCUCUUUAACGAGACCGUUAGUGGCGACGACGUGCUCGCUCAGGCUAUGCCUGAGUAUGACCGGCAAUACCUCAGCCGGCAGGGCAAGCACGUCCACCUGUACGAUGGGGGUUUGGACUAUGUCGUCCAGGGUGCAUUGAUGCUGAGGGAGCAGCACUGGAGACAGGAGGCCGAGAUCGAACGCCUCAAGAAACUGGAGGCUAAGGCUCUUUCAGCCGAUGAGGCCCUUCAGGACCUGAAGGACAAGGCCAAAGCCGCGGAGGAUGAAAUGAAGCUCCUCCAGGUGCGGCUUGAUGAGGCCGAGGCGGCCCGGAAGAAAGCUGAUGAGGCCAUCGCCGCUGCCAUCCAAAGAGCCGAGGAGGCGGAGCGGCUCAAAGCCAAUGCUGAGAAGGCCGCUGAGAAGUCCGUUGCUGACUUCAAGGCCGAGGGAUGGAAAGCCGAUGAUCAACUCCCCUUCUUCUAUGAGGUGGUUGCUGAGAGGUUGAAUGAUUGGACGACGAAGGAUCCCGCCGGCGAAGCAUUUUGGAUGAACGAGAUGCAAGCUUUCUACGACUGCGGCCAGUAUCGGAUGCAGAAGCUUAUCUAUAGGAAGCUGCGUUGUCGCUUCCGGAAGAUGAGGCCGAGGGGUCUGAGUCUCCCUCGGCGGAUGAAGAAUCCUGAUGAGGAUUUGAAGCUUCCCCUAUCGGAGAGGCAGCCUCCGAUCCUAAGUUCGUCCGAAGGGGAAGAGCCCUGGAGCGACAGUGACGACUACUUGCUCGAGGGGCCUGCCGACUCCCAGGCUGAUGAGGAUGGCGGCGGUGAUGAUGCUGGUGGCGGCAGCGGAGAGGACGUCGGCCAGAGCAAGGAGCAAGCCGAUGAGGCAGCGUAGUUUGUACUUGGCUUUUUUAUUACCUUUGUAGCUCUAGCAUCAAAGUGCAUGUAACGGCCGAAGCGCCCACCUUUUGUAUUCG